CGGCCCGGGCUGGCGGGGCGGGAGGCGAAGAUGGCGGAGCCGAGCGGCGGCGGCGGGUCCGGCCCCGGCGGGGAGGGCGAGGCGGCCCCGGGCGGCCCCGGCGGGGCCCUCAUCCGCGUCACCGUGAAGACCCCCAAGGACAAGGAGGAGAUCGUCAUCGCGGACGGCGCCUCCGUGCGGGAGUUCAAAGAAGAGAUUUCCAGGAGGUUUAAAGCCAAACAGGAUCAGCUGGUUCUGAUCUUUGCCGGGAAGAUCCUGAAGGAUGGAGACACGUUGAAUCAACACGGGAUCAAAGAUGGGCUGACUGUGCACUUGGUCAUUAAGACUCUGCAGAAGGUCCAAGAUUCAACAUCUGCUGCUUCUGCCCCCAAUGCUGCUUCUGCCCCCACUGCAACCCCUUCCUCUCCUGCUGCCCCAUCUCAGCCGUCCACAUCCAGCAGCACGGCUCCCGAGGCGGGGGGCGGCCGGCGGAGCAGCGGGACAGGGACCGCGGGAGGCCCCGGGGACGGCGGCCCCGGCAGCGCUGCCUCCAUCCUGUCUGGCUUUGGUGGCAUCACUGGACUGGGCAACCUUGGCAUGGGCUCUGCCAACUUCAUGGAGCUCCAGCAGCAGAUGCAGCGCCAGCUGAUGUCCAACCCUGAGAUGCUUUCUCAGAUCAUGGAGAACCCCUUGGUGCAGAACAUGAUGUCUAACCCUGACCUCAUGAGGCAGAUGAUCAUGGCCAAUCCCCAGAUGCAGCAGCUGAUGGAGCGAAACCCAGAGAUCAGCCACAUGCUGAACAACCCAGAGCUGAUGAGACAGACAAUGGAAUUGGCUCGAAACCCUGCCAUGAUGCAGGAGAUGAUGAGGAACCAGGACCGUGCCCUGAGUAACCUGGAGAGCAUCCCAGGGGGCUACAACGCGCUGCGCCGCAUGUACACGGACAUCCAGGAGCCCAUGUUCAGUGCAGCCAGGGAGCAGUUUGGCAACAACCCUUUCUCAUCCUUGGCGGGGAACUCUGACAGCUCCAGCUCCCAGCCCUUGCGGACGGAGAACAGGGAGCCUCUGCCCAACCCCUGGAGCCCCAGCCCUGCAGCCUCCCAGAGCCAGGCACCCAGCGAGGGCAGCACGGGCUCAGCCACCACCCAGAGCCCACCCACCGUGUCCAACCCCUUCGGGCUGAACGCUGCCAGCAUCGGGGCUGGGAUGUUUAACAGCCCAGAGAUGCAAGGCCUCCUGCAGCAGAUCUCUGAAAACCCUCAGCUGAUGCAGAACAUGAUCUCUGCCCCUUACAUGAGGAGCAUGAUGCAGACUCUUGCCCAGAACCCAGACUUUGCAGCACAGAUCAUGGUAAAUGUCCCCCUCUUUGCUGGGAAUCCACAGCUCCAGGAACAGCUCCGCCUGCAGCUCCCUGUCUUCCUGCAGCAGAUGCAGAACCCAGACUCCCUGUCCAUCCUCACCAACCCCCGUGCCAUGCAGGCUCUCCUCCAGAUCCAGCAGGGCCUCCAGACGCUGCAGACAGAGGCCCCAGGACUAGUGCCAAGCCUCGGCUCCUUCGGCAUGCCCCGAAUGCCCCCGUCCUCCACGGGAGGAAGCACAAUCCCGGAGAACCCCGUUCCCUCCGCGUCGACGCCGGCCAGUGCCUCUCCAGCCGGGGCUGGGACCCCCCAGCAGCAGCUGAUGCAGCAGAUGAUCCAGCUCUUGGCUGGAGGAAGCUCCCAAGUACGUAGCUGCCCACUGCAGGCUCAAACUAGGAGCAAGGCCUGGCCCAAUGGGUCUGUCUUGGUGUGGUGCUUUGUGUUGAG
Molecule: messenger RNA, 1784 nt
Organism: Colius striatus (speckled mousebird)
Lineage: Eukaryota; Metazoa; Chordata; Aves; Coliiformes; Coliidae
Product: ubiquilin-4-like
Exons: 10
Biological process (GO): ubiquitin-dependent protein catabolic process
Cellular component (GO): cytosol
Molecular function (GO): polyubiquitin modification-dependent protein binding
Source: RefSeq, a predicted model, not a curated record